UAUUAGAUUAGCACUAGGACAGAAUGAAUCGUGUCAAAAACCUGCGGAGAGGGGCAAUACGCCGACGUUGUGGAAAAGGCGGCGGCAUGUAUUCAUAUCUGUGGGAGAUUCUGUUUUCUCUCGCGAGAUCUGACAACACUGCGUGAGAACGAAACAAGAUGAGGAAAAAACAAGAUGGCGUUUCGCGGAGACGUUUGUAUUGUGUUUAUAAUAGUUAUGUGUUCUUAGUCAGCGCGUACAUGUACACAUUUAUGUUGUUUAAUAGAGUAAACAUCGUUAAUAAUUGUUUGUAUCCGGAUACAUUAGUCUGAGCAUUUUUGCUGCUUCUCGUGUUAGCUUAGCUUGCUGGUUAGCUUAGCAUGUUAGCUGCUAACAAAGAGAGGCGGAAGUGAUCAAAACAUCGCUUAGUUAAGAUCAAGUACGUUUGUGAAGAAUAUCCUUUUCCUGAGCCACAGGGGUGGAGUGUCAAGAUGGCGCAAGAGGAGCCACAGCCAACCCACAUUAAAGAGGAAGACGAAGCGCCACAGAUUUCUCACAUUAAAAAGGAAGAGGAGGACCCACUGACCCCCCACUUUAUGGAGGAAAGGGACCCGCUGACCCCCUUUGUUAAAGAGGAAGAGGUGGCGCCAGAGACCCCGCACAUUAAAAAGGAAGAGGAGGACACACUGGCCUCCCACAUUAAAGAGGAAGAGGAGGAACACAGCAUCACUCAGGAGGGAGAGCAGCUUGGAUGGUUCUCAGGGACUGGUGUCCCUGUGAAGAGUGAAGAUGAUGAGGUCAAAGGUGAAAGUGAGGAGAAGAGAGAGGCGGAGCCUCCAAGCAGCAGCUCAACUCAACACAUGACAACAGAAGCUGAUGGAGACCACUGUGGAGGAUCACAAGCAGACAAGCUCUUAGCUCCACUAUCAGAUAGUGAGGACACAACGUCACACUCUCCUGACACUGAUGAUGAAGACUCUAAAGAUGAUAAGACAUGUCACACUGACAACACACACCUGACAUGCUCUCACUGCGACAAAACCUUUAAACGCCCCAGUGGUCUUAAAAUACACAUGAGAACACACACUGGAGAAAAACCCUUUUCCUGCUCAGAAUGCGGUAAAUGUUUUGCACGAAAAUAUGUGUUAAAAGAACAUGUGAAAAUACACACUGGGGGGAAACCUUGUUCUUGUUUAAUUUGCGGUAAAUAUUUUACACAAAGUCACUAUUUGAAAGUACACAUGAGAACACACACCGGAGAAAAGCCUUUUUCUUGUUCAAUCUGUGGUAAAGAUUUUAUACAAAGUCAUGAUUUGAAAGUACACACGAGAACACACACCGGAGAAAAUCUUUUUACUUGUUCAACCUGUGGUAAAGGUUUUGCACGAAGCAAUAGUUUGAAAGUACACAUGAGAAUACACGCAGAUAAAAAACCUUUUUCCUGCUCAAAAUGUGGUAAAGGUUUUGCACAAUGUAACAAUUUGAAAAUACACAUGAGAAUGCACACUGGGAAAAAACCUUUUACCUGUUCAAUCUGUGGUAAAGGUUUUUUGGAAAGUAGCUAUUUGAAAACACACAUGAGCAUACACACUGGCGGAAAACCCAAUACCUGUUUAGUCUGUGAUAAAGGUUUUGUACGACGUUACAAUUUGAAAUUACACAUGAGAACACACACUGGAGAAAAAACAUGAACCUGCUCAGUAUGUGGUGAAUGUUUUGUAGAAAAACAUUUGUUGAAAGAUCACAUGCAAAUACACACUGGGGAAAACCCUUUUUGCUGCUCAGUAUGUGGUAAGGGUGUUUGCAGGGGUUGAUAUGUUAAAAGAACACACACAGGAGAAAAACCCUUUUCCUGUUCAAUAUGUGGUAAACAUUUUGUACAAAGACCGUAUUUAAAAAUACACACCAAAAUAAAACCUUUUGUUCAAUCUGUGGUUUACACACACAUAUACGUUCAAAGUACACAUUAGAGAAAAAGUGUUGAGUUGCAGUGCGUGUGGUGAAAGAUGCUCUUCUAAGUACCAGUGUAAGAAACACGAGUGUGCUGGUGAGAACAGCAGCAGCAAAUGAAGAUGCAGGAUUUGAAAUAAACUGUCAAAUGUACUCUCUUGGCUCAUUAGCGUUCCUGUCUGUAACCCUGUACAAUGUAUGUCUGCUCUUGAACAGGUCUGUGCUGGAUAUAUCAUUCUGUUCUACUUAAGUGCAAUGACAAUAAAGUGCUAUCCCAUCCUA
Molecule: messenger RNA, 2211 nt
Organism: Entelurus aequoreus (snake pipefish)
Lineage: Eukaryota; Metazoa; Chordata; Actinopteri; Syngnathiformes; Syngnathidae
Product: gastrula zinc finger protein XlCGF28.1-like
Exons: 2
Coding region: 471-1670 (399 amino acids)
Biological process (GO): regulation of transcription by RNA polymerase II
Cellular component (GO): nucleus
Molecular function (GO): RNA polymerase II cis-regulatory region sequence-specific DNA binding; DNA-binding transcription factor activity, RNA polymerase II-specific
Source: RefSeq, a predicted model, not a curated record